AUUGGCCUUGUGGAUUGGAUUACCUGGUGGAAUACCAGGAAUUGGAAUAUGGAAUUGGAAUAUGGAAUUGGAUAUGGAAUUGGAAUAUGGAAUUGGAAUACUUGUGUCUAUGAAAAGAGGGAUUCUGGGGUAGAUGCAAGAUUUUGUAGCUGCCAAUGCAGCCUGUUGUAUCAGAUAGAAAGGAACAAUGAAACUGAAAGGACAUUGGAGCAGUGAAGCUGGAAUUGUAGAUACUAAUUGAUGGUCAGGUAAUAAAUUGAUAUUUAGAUGCCAAUUGAUAUUUAGAUACUAGUUGAUAAAUCAUAUUUAGAUACUACUUGAUAAAUCAUAUUUAGAUACUGAUUGAUAUUUUAGCUAUGGAUGUAACUAGCUGGACUUGUGAAUUGUAGUUACUGAUUGAUAUUUAUAUAGAAAUCGAUAUUUUAGCUAUGGAUGCAACAACUGGUAGAUGCUGUGAAGUUGAUAUUUAGAUGCUAAAUUGAUAUCUUACCUAUGGAUGCAACAACGGGCUUGUCAAUUGAUUGGUAUUUAGGUACUCAAUUGAUAUUCUAGCUAUGGAUGCAACAACUGGACUUGUGGAUGCUGUGAAAUUGAUAUUUAGAUAAUUGAUAUUUAGAUGAUUGAUAUUUAGAUGAUUGAUAUUUAGAUAUUUGAUACCUA
Hyphopichia burtonii NRRL Y-1933 is the source of this 660-nucleotide messenger RNA. RefSeq lists its product as uncharacterized. The transcript has a single exon. The record is from RefSeq and is a predicted model, not a curated record. NCBI's taxonomy places the organism in Eukaryota, Fungi, Ascomycota, Pichiomycetes, Serinales, Debaryomycetaceae. Bases 49 to 216 code for a protein of 55 amino acids.